UCCACAUGAGAUCUAUGCAUAUGUUUUCCCGUAGUUUGUAAAAGGCUGUUUGUUUGCCUUGCGAUCUCAAGUGAAAAUGAAAAUUGUCGUUAAAUACUUUGUGAUGGGCGAGAGAAGACGUGUAAUGAAAUUCGUACAAUCACUAUACUAGUAUGUUUAUGUUAACUUGCUUACCGCCGCUGAUGAUGUACCUAGUUGUGAAGAGACAAGAAGUGUGUUAGCUGUGUAGCUGCUCCGGAUUAUUGCGUGUGAAAUUGGGGCCUUCACACUGCAGCAAUGGAUUACAGAAACAUUAUUUGGAUAAAAACAGAGCCAACAGAUGAGAUAUCGACUGUGCCAGACUCCACUGUCCGGGUUUGCCCAUCCACUGUGAACCUGAAAGAAGAAUUGCAAGAGUGUGUGAAUCAAGAGUUUCCUGAACAUCCGUUGGUAACUCUGGAGUCCACUAAUUGUUCCAAGGAGGAAACACAAAAAAAAUUGGGACCAGAAGAAACUGAGAACAUUUUAUACAUUCCUGAAUUUGAUCCUCAGGCAGUUAAAGAGGAGGGUUUGGAAUUUGAUGACUGUCUUCAUGAAUGUGACCCAUUGGGUAUGACAGAUGAGGAGGGGAUAGCCUCAAAAAGACUUGCACCACACAGUCCAAGGUUGACUAAAAUCGCUAAUGAGUCUGGUAACACUGGAUGUGAAGAAACACACCUGCAGGGAGUGACUUGUGAGGAGCUGGACAUUGAUGCAGAGAAAUCGACACAUGUUGUUGGUAGUGGAUCUCUAAAUCGAGUGUGUUUCUCUAAGCAGGAUAAUGCCCUAUGUGCUAGAAAUAAUAACAGCUUCAAGGAAAAUGAAUUCACAUGUAGUUCAUGCAAGCAAACCUUUUUGUCAAAGUACAGUCUAAUAAUGCAUGUAUUUACACAUAUUGAUGGUGUAAAACCACCUGUACAUAUCUGUACCACAUGUGGUGAAGUAUUUCAUACCCAUGAUGGCUUGAGUAGGCAUUCAAUGGUGGAAAAAAGGACUAGUGAAGAAGAUAGUGAACAACAUAGCACAGACUGUAAUAUCAAACGAAACAGAUCUAAUAUUUUUCGGGAAUCCUAUAGUCAGUCAAGUCAUUCUGUAACAAACAAUGAUGAUAGACCACACGUAUGUGACGUUUGUGGAAAAUCGUUUGAUGCGUUGCGCAGUCUUAAGAAACAUUCUUUCAUACAUACUGACAAGAGACCACAUAAAUGCAAAAUUUGUGGGGUUGCUUUUACUCGCUAUUGUCAUCUCAAGCAGCAUUCUCUGUCACAUACUGGCGAGAGACCGCACAAAUGUAACGUUUGUGAGAAAUCAUUUAUUCUGAGUAGUCAUCUCAAGACGCAUUCCAUAAUACAUAUCGGUGGGAGACCAUACAACUGUGAGAUCUGUGGGAAAUCCUUUACGGCAUGUGGUAGCCUGAAGAAGCACAUGUUAAUACAUACUGGCGACAGACCCCACAAAUGCCAUGUUUGCGGGAAAUCAUAUACUGUAUCCGACACUCUCAAGCAUCACUUAUUAAUACAUACCGGGGAGAAACCUUACAAAUGUGACUUUUGUGGCAAAUCGUUUACAAGGUCACAUAAUCUCAAGGCUCAUAUUAUACAACAUACUGGUGAGGCAUCACACAAAUGUAAUGUUUGUGGUGAAUCGUUCACAAACUCUUGGAAUCUAAAUGUCCAUACAUUGAUACACAAUGGAGAGGAAAAACACAAAUGCGAUAUCUGUGGGAAAUUAUUUACUAAUCGUCGUGGUCUCAAGGCGCACAAAUUAAGACAUACUGGUGAGAAACCACACGUAUGUAAUGUAUGUGGAAAAUCAUUUACAGAGUCUGGUGGACUGAGGAAGCAUGUUUUGAUACAUACUGGUGAGAGACCACACAAAUGUGUUGUUUGUGACAAAUCAUUUACCGAGUCUCGCUGUCUGAAGAAACAUUACUUAAUACAUACUGGCGAGCGACCGUACAAAUGUGACAUUUGUGGCAAAGCCUUUACUCAGUCUGGUAGUCUGAAUGCGCAUAGGUUAAUACACAUUCACCAUGGUACAAAAAUAUUAUAACUGUGGAAUAUUUUAAAGAAAUUUCGAUAAGCUAGGGAGGUAUGUUAAUAUAGAAGACAGAUCUCACAAAAAUAUAUCACUGAUCAGCUGCAAAAACUCCUUGAGAUUUUUUAAGCAGUUUGUGCUGAAGACAGAAAACAGUAAUUGCACAGAGGGAAUUGUUCUAGAUAUUAUUAUGAUUCUAUAUCAGUGCGUUGUGGAGAGCCCUGAUCAUUGUCAGGUGUGUGUAGUCGAAAAAUUUUUACAGGUUCUUGUGGAAAAUCUUACAUGUGGAAAUGCAGACCAACUUUUUAAAGGUUGUAUUUUGAGAGAUAAUUGUUGCGUGUGUAAACUGGCUAAAAGUAGCCCUUUGUAUCCAGCCGUGUGUGUGUGUGUGUGUGUGUGUGUGUGUGUGUGUGUGUGUGUGAAGUGUUUGUUCUACUUGUGUUUAUUUGUCUCUUGAAAGAUCUAAAUGAAAAUUGAGAAUUGUUUUUAAUGUAUGUACCCCUUGUAUUUAACCUGUGUAGUUUUGCUGAUAUUGCUAAUUAUAAUUUAUCCUCAUGUAAGGUAGUUUUGUAAAAUAUCAGUAGAACAGUCUAAACAGCGACUUCAGCAUUGUACAUAUGGUCGUAGUAUAAAAAAUAUAUAUUUUCUCCUGCUGUAAUAAUCAGUGCACUUUUGGACACAUUAUUGAAUUACAUGUUUACGCAUAUAUCAGUACAUUAUUUAAAUUUCAUAUACAAAUGAUAGUUUGAAGAAACUUUCUUUUGAGACUUCAUUAUUGAUGUAUGUGUGGGACAUUGUAAACUUUUAUUAGUUAAUAGUUAUAUAAUAUUGUUCAUUGUAUCAACAUUUGUGUCUGAAGGUUGCUUGUGUAAGUUUCUUUAUUUA
This is a messenger RNA of Schistocerca americana (American grasshopper), 2940 nucleotides long. Its product is annotated as zinc finger protein 708-like. Gene Ontology annotation, cellular component: nucleus. The coding region runs from base 277 to 2070 and encodes 597 amino acids. Lineage: Eukaryota; Metazoa; Arthropoda; Insecta; Orthoptera; Acrididae. The transcript is spliced from 8 exons. Gene Ontology annotation, molecular function: DNA-binding transcription factor activity; RNA polymerase II cis-regulatory region sequence-specific DNA binding. The record is from RefSeq and is a predicted model, not a curated record. Gene Ontology annotation, biological process: regulation of transcription by RNA polymerase II.